UCCCGUAGGCGUCUCCUUGAAAAGCGCUAUCCUGGAGGAAGGCUCGCUGCUUGACAGCUCGCGUUGUCUGUCCUCGAUUUAACCAUAAACGAGAAACAUGGAUGUAACACGCUGUUUCUUGCUUUAAAAACCCGUCCCGUUUCACGCCAGAGAGGCCUUUUCGGUUUCCGCUGGUUUUGUAGACCGUCGUCAUCGCAAUGGCACGCGCCCGCCUGAGCCGCUCCAAUAAUGGCACUUGAAUCCAGGCCCACCUUCUGGAUCCCCAACUUUCUAUACAAAGUUGUCUGCUUCUGUCUCCGGAUCAGCCGUGUAUAAUCCCAACUGUGUCACCCCAUCAUCCACCGACAGUAACUAACCAUUGACCUGGACCCAGCACCUGGGCUUUGUGGUCAUGUCUAGCCCUAGCAGUAGUCCAGAGAGAGAGGGAAGGGACACAGGGUCAGUUCAGCUGGAGAACCUUGGCUCUCCAGCAUGUCAGGAGGCAGACCCGCUCUCCAUUGGCAGCCCUGUGCUGAGCCCAGACUCCAGUUCCCAUGAUGCUGCUCUCUCUGCACCAGCAGUCUCGCCUGCUGACUCAGAGAAUCUCAGUCCGGAUGAACUGGAGCUGCUGGCUAAAUUGGAGGAACAGAAUAGGCUCCUGGAGGCCGAUUCCAAGUCCAUGCGCUCUAUGAGCGGCUCUCGCAGGAACAGCGGCUCCUCACUGGUGUCCAGCUCCUCAGCCUCGUCUAACCUCUCGCAUCUGGAGGAGGACACCUGGAUCCUGUGGGGACGCAUUGUUAACGAGUGGGAGGAGUGGAGGCGCAAGAAAGACAAAUUGCUCAAGGAACUGAUAAGGAAGGGGAUCCCACAUCACUUCCGGGCGAUCGUGUGGCAGUUGUUGGGCAAUGCCACAGACAUGCCAGUGAAGAACCAAUACUCUGAGCUGCUGAAGAUGUCGUCACCCUGCGAGAAGCUCAUCCGGAGGGACAUUGCCCGUACCUAUCCUGAGCAUGAGUUCUUCAAGGGGCAGGACAGUCUUGGCCAGGAGGUCCUCUUCAACGUCAUGAAGGCAUACUCCCUAGUGGAUCGUGAGGUAGGAUACUGUCAAGGCAGUGCCUUCAUCGUUGGGCUGCUUCUCAUGCAGAUGCCAGAGGAGGAGGCAUUCUGUGUGUUUGUGCGGCUGAUGCAGGAGUACAGACUCCGAGAGCUCUUUAAACCGAGUAUGGCAGAGCUGGGCCUCUGCAUAUACCAGUUUGAAUACCUGCUGCAGGAGCAGCUUCCAGAGUUGAAUGUGCAUUUUCGCUCACAGAGUUUCCACACCUCCAUGUACGCUUCAUCAUGGUUCCUCACACUAUUCCUCACCUUCCUGCCUCUGCCAAUUGCCACACGUAUUUUCGAUAUCUUCAUGUAUGAGGGUCUGGAGAUUAUAUUCCGAGUAGGAAUGGCCAUUUUACAGUACAACCAGACCGACCUCAUACAGCUGGACAUGGAGGGCAUGUCACAGCACUUUCAGAAGGUUAUCCCUCACCAGUUUGAUAGCUGCCCUGAUAAACUCAUUCUCCGAGCUUAUCAAAUUAAAUACAACCCCAAGAAGAUGAAAAAAUUGGAAAAGGAGUAUACUACCAUUAAAAACAAAGAGAUGGAGGAACAGAUUGAAAUUAAGCGACUACGCACAGAGAACAGGCUGUUAAAACAGAGGAUUGAGACACUGGAGAAGGAGAGUGCCGCACUGGCAGACAGGUUGAUCCAGGGUCAGGUGACGAGAGCACAGGAAGCGGAGGAGAAUUACGUGAUCAAACGGGAAUUAGCAGUGGUGCGGCAACAGUGCACGACAGCCAGUGAGAGCCUGGAGAGAGCGCAGGACACCAUACGGGACUUGCAGCAACACACGUAUACAGAGCAGUUUGUGAACGGGCUGCAGGCUCAGCUCGAGCAGUCUCGCCUUCAGGAAGCAGAGCUCCUUGGUGCACUGAAGGAGAUGCAGGACAAGGUGCUGGACCUCGAGAAGAGGAGCAGCUCCCUGCCUGACGAAAUGAAUGUAGCGCAGCUUCAAGAGGAGCUGAAACAGGUCAAGCUGAGAGAGCUGGAGACGCUGCGCUCCUUCAGAGAGAUGCAGGAUGUGGUCACUGAACUCAACCAGCGCUGGCAGCACUACACAUCGCGUGGUGGCCACUGGAAAGAGUCUCCUAAGAAAAAUGCCCUGAAUGAAAUGCAGGACAAACUGAUGAGCAUGAGACUGAAAGAGGCUCAGACACAGGCUGAGGUCAAAGAGGUCAAACUUAAAAACCUGCAGCUGGAGAGUCAGAAUCAGAUCUACAGCAAGGCGAUGACCCGUCAUGAGCAGGAGACCGCCGCCCUGCAGGAGAGACUGCAGAAUGCUUUAUCACACAACAAGAGUCUGCAGAGUCAGCUCAACGAAAUGAAGAGGAAACAGGCUGAGUCAGACUGCAAGAGUAAAGAGGAGGUGAUGGCGGUUCGUCUGAGGGAGGCAGACAGUAUGGCGGCCAUGGCUGAACUCCGGCAAAAAAUAGCCGAGCUAGAAUUGCAAAAAGAGGAAGGACUAAUCCAGGGUCAGCUGAAUCAUUCUGACUCCAGACAGUACAUAGAUCAAUUGAGGGAACAGAUUGCUGAGCUCAAGAAUGAGAUAAGGCAGCUACGUGGUCAACCCUCCAAAUUUCAGAACUCCGGGGGUGGAGCCUAUCAGGACCUGUGUCUGGCAAGCCCAGUUUCUGCGGAAGGAGACUACCUGAGUUCAGAUGAUGAUCUCCUGCAGAGCCCGCUGCCUGGCACAGCGCUGUAUCCGCACCACACCUCGACUCAUCUGGACAGCGAGGGCAGCACUGAGAGUGAUGGAGACGAGAGGAACGAACCCCACGCCACCCUUCCGUGUCAAGACACCAUGCCCACCCAGCAGCAGCUUUAUCCAGAAAUGGUGUACACCGAGGGCCCAGAGAACUGAGGGGGGUGCAGAGUGGGGGUUUGGGUGGAGCAGAGCGGGCGGAAGUAUUCAGAGGCAUGUAUUGCCCAUGGACGCCUAUGGACCGAUGAUGGCGAGAGAUUUGAGUACAGACACAUGCACACACGCUGACACACUAACAUGAGGACAGAGCUGAAAGGCAUGACUCUCGGCUGAGUCCAGGAGGAAGUCUGCAUGUAUAUAGAGAACGGACUGACACAGAGGUCAUCCUUCCUUCCCUUCCUGUGUCUCCAUUCUUCCAUCUCUCCUCCUUUCCCUCUGAAAAGUUAAACUGGUUCUGAAAAGUCCACUAACACCCAUCAGCAUCAGCUUUAGGAUGCACACACUCACAUACAUGCACACAAACACACUUCAAGGGCCCUAUUUUCAUGACUAUAAUGCAGAAACAAAAGUAAUACACUUAUAUCUCAGGCAGUAAGAAUGGCAUGAUUGUGAAAAGGGUUUGGGUGUGAAUUAAUACAAUACAAGAAAGGAAGUUGGGUAAAUUUUAUUUAAGAAGCAAGUGUGCGCAGUGGUGUUUUCAUAAUCUCAUUAAGCAUCAUUACGUCUUGUUGACACAUUUAAUUGAUUCUACUCUUCUGUUAAUUACAUGAUGUGUAAAUGAUGCUUUGCUGAUUCACAUUUCGUAGCUACAACUGAUUUGUUCGAUUAGAACAAUUCCAUGUACAGUAGUAUAUAUUUAUUUUGUAUUGUUGCUUAAAGUCAAUAAGCUACAGUCUUGACAUUUGUGAUAAAGAGAGAUAAUGUAGUGACAUCUAAUUUUUCAAAGUAUGUUUGAAAAUACCACUGCAUACGUUCAUUUGGGAUUAUGAUAAAUGUCCAUGCAAACAGGAAAAAAAACUAGCUUAUGUGUAACCAUUAAGUUACCAAAAUAGGGCCCUUACUGUUAUCACUACCGUAAAUUUAGAGCUUGAGAUUUAUUCCUUGGUCAUUCUUUUGACUUAAUCGACUCAACUUCCCAUAAGAGUGAAGAUUUUAACUGUACCACCACACUGAAUGUGUAGCAUCAGUUUUCUGGGAGUUGGACAAUAUGAAUUCGAUACACCUGAGUUGAGAGUGCAGCAGAAAGGCCGAAUAGUGAAUCCACAGUACAAGCCUCUGGCAGAGAACUACUGGGAGCACCAUGAAGUUAAAAAAGGUCAGGAGUAUUAUGUACAUUACGCACACACUUGUCUGUACAGCAGUUUUCUCUCUCCACAGAAGAGCACUUUUGACAUAUCUUGAAACAAACACCAAUCACUUUAUUAGAAGGAAGGGAAAAUACGGACAGAAGCUUGACAUACAUGUUUAUUGUAUGUUAGUAUGUUAAUAGAUGUUAAUAGAUGCGUAGCUGAAAAAUACUAACAGUUAUCUACUGUAGCUAAUCUGUGUUUGUAUGUGUCUCUGCAAAAAAAAAAAAAAAAAAAAAAGCAAUUUUUGGACGGUAAAAGUUCAUUUUGUUGUUGAAAAAGAACACAAAGCUACAAAAACAAUAUCUCAAACUUGCCAAAUUUUACAUGUUAUUUAUGUUUUUUAGCUAGUUUAUUAUUAUUAUUAUUAUUAUUAUUAUUAUUAUUAUUAUUAUUAUUUUAUACAUUUAUUGAGAUCAACAUAAAUAUAAAUACUUUUAAUUUCUCCUCUGUGCCAAAUUGUGGAAGCUGCAAAAUAAUGGCAUUUAAGGUCCUCAUGAAAUGAGAGAAUUUCUAACAUGUGCUGCUAGUAUGAUUUUUAUUUUAUUAUUUUUUAAAGAUAUUCCUUAUGUUUUCAUAUAUGCACAUUUUCUACCAGUCCUAAUCCCAUGUAGUGUCAGUGUGUUAAUGCACACUAUGUGAAUACUUGAGGGUUACUUGAAUUUAAUGUUUUAUAUAUAUAUAAUAUAUA
Ictalurus punctatus (channel catfish) is the source of this 4816-nucleotide messenger RNA. RefSeq names its product ecotropic viral integration site 5 like (gene evi5l). Lineage: Eukaryota; Metazoa; Chordata; Actinopteri; Siluriformes; Ictaluridae. The coding region runs from base 392 to 2938 and encodes 848 amino acids. The transcript is spliced from 20 exons. The record is from RefSeq and is a predicted model, not a curated record.